This is a messenger RNA of Selaginella moellendorffii, 2047 nucleotides long. RefSeq names its product pentatricopeptide repeat-containing protein At2g33680. Gene Ontology annotation, cellular component: intracellular membrane-bounded organelle. The record is from RefSeq and is a predicted model, not a curated record. The coding region runs from base 16 to 1659 and encodes 547 amino acids. NCBI's taxonomy places the organism in Eukaryota, Viridiplantae, Streptophyta, Lycopodiopsida, Selaginellales, Selaginellaceae. The transcript has a single exon. Gene Ontology annotation, biological process: RNA modification. Gene Ontology annotation, molecular function: protein binding; RNA binding.
GGAUCGGCUGUGGUGAUGUUCUUCGUGAAGAACCGGAGCUUUGCUCUCGGGAGAUCUCUGGUCCGGCAUCGCCAUCACGACGUGGCUACGGUGGUGGAGAGAAAAAUCCAGGAGGAAAGCUAUGCUUCAUCGCUGAGAAGGUCCGGAAGCCUCAAAGAGGUAUGCGACAGGCACGCCGAGAUCGUGAGAGAUGGCUAUGGACAGAGUGUGGUUCUUGGGGACGUCCUGGUCCAGGCGUAUGGCAAGCACGGGGGCAUCGACAAGGCAAGGCUCGUGUUUGAUGGCCUGGUCAGAAAAAAUGCCUUCUCGUGGACUGUCCUGAUAGCGGCGUAUGCCCAGAACGGGCAUUCCAGGCAGGCACUUGGUGCUUUCAGAGCGAUGGACGUGAAGCCGAGCAGAUACACGUACUUGGUGAUCUUGGGCGCGUGCUCGGAGCUCAAAGCUCUCUCCGAUGGCCGAGUGAUCCACUCACAGAUCUUAGCAGCGGCCGCGGAGCUUGGAGACGACGUUUGCCUCCACAACGCUGUCGUCAACAUGUAUGCCAAGUGUGGGAGCUUGAACGAUGCUCGAGCUGCGUUUGAUGCUAUGCCGCGGAAGGACGUGGUGUCGUGGAACUCUAUGGUAUCUGCGUACGCUCAGCGUGGUGAGAGGCGCUUGGCUCUGGAACUAUAUCACAGAAUGGAGCCGGAAGGGGUGAAGCCGGACGAGUACACCUUCUCGAGCGUUCUCAGUGCCUGUUCCAGCUACGAAGAAGGGAGAGAGAUUCACAAGGCGAUCGUCUCGUCAGGUACUCACUCCAACAACAAUGCUAUCCAGAAUGCGCUGAUCGACAUGUAUACCAGAUGCCACAGGUUGGUCGAGGCCAAGGAAGUUUUCGAACGGAUGCAAAGAAGAAACGUGAUCUCAUGGACAGCCAUGAUCUCGGCGUAUACACAGCACGACGAAGGGAGACAAGCCGUGCUUCUGUUCCGGAAGAUGGACUUGGAAGGCGUGGUGCCAAACAACGUCACCUUCGCCACUGUCAUCACGGCGUGCUCCAACGAAGGGAUGCUCGCGCAGGGCAGGGCGAUUCACUCUCGUAUCAGGAAGCCCGACUUCGUCGUCCAAAACACGCUCUUGAACCUCUACGGCAAGUGUGGACGACUCGAGGAAGCCAGGAGCGUGUUCGAGGAGAUGAAGUUCAAGAGCGUGAUAACGUGGACGACGCUGGUAGCAGCGUACGCACAGCAGGGGCACUCCAUGGAAGCUCUGGAGCUGUCCCGGAAGAUGGACUUGGACGGUGUGCUGCCAAACUCGGUGACUUUCGGCUGCAUACUCGUUGCCUGUAGCUAUGGAGGCCUCCUCGACCAAGGUUGGACCUCUUUCACUUCGAUGCUCCCGGACUACGGCAUAGAACCGGCAGCGGAGCACUACGUCUGCAUGGUGGAUUUGCUGGGACGGGCCGGCCGAGUUUUCGAAGCAGAGGACUUGGUUCACAGCAUUCCAGCCGAACGAGAGCCGCUUGGAUGGCUGGCCUUGCUAGGAGCUUGCAGGAACCAGGCCGAUGCCGAGCGUGGAACUCGAGCAGCUCACCAGGCUUACGAGAGAUACCGGAAGCAGUCGGGCUUGCUCGUGCUCCUGUCUGACGUUUUCGCUCGUUCCGAAGCUGCUGCGCGGUGAAUCGACUCGACCACCUGACUCCCCUCAGCUUCGUCAGCAGCUCGCGAGUCUCCUCGUCGAGAACCUGCUGCUCACGUUGAUCCUGAGCAGUCCCUUGUACAUUGGGAGGUCCGUGACGCCAUCCCCAUUCGCGAAGCCUCUCCAAGACGAGCAGCAUUUUCAGGAUCGUUGCAUAAGUUGGCUUGUGCCACCUUGAGAGCUUUCAUCGCUCUAGUUUGAUAUCGUGCUGGUUGCUUGCGAUAUCAAACUCUGCAAGCCUCUACAAACAAAUCAGCAACACAAAUGGUGAGAGGACUGGAAGAGGACCUGAGGCGCCUCGAGUAAACUGUUGUAAGCCGCUACGUAAUCAGCGUGACCGUGAUAGUCUCAGCUAUCACCAUUUGGUGAA